Harpia harpyja (harpy eagle) is the source of this 3564-nucleotide messenger RNA. RefSeq names its product lysophosphatidic acid receptor 2 (gene LPAR2). Gene Ontology annotation, biological process: G protein-coupled receptor signaling pathway. Gene Ontology annotation, molecular function: lysophosphatidic acid receptor activity. NCBI's taxonomy places the organism in Eukaryota, Metazoa, Chordata, Aves, Accipitriformes, Accipitridae. The transcript has 3 exons. Bases 203 to 1288 code for a protein of 361 amino acids. Gene Ontology annotation, cellular component: membrane. The record is from RefSeq and is a predicted model, not a curated record.
CUUGCAAACUUGCCUCCCCGGAGCCAGUGUUUCGGAGCGGUCCGUGAUGGACUCUGAGGCUGUAACGCUUGUCUGAAACUUUCCUGUAAGGCACUUGGCUUUUUUUUUUUUUUUCUUCCUUGCUUGGAAAGCACCUCUGCCCUCCAGAGAUGGGGAUCUCCUUGCUGGAUAGCUGCUCUGGUUUCCUGUGGUGGGGAGACCAAUGCUAAAUGUCAAGUUUGGAUGCGGUGGUUGUGCUUUCAGGACAGCAGCGAUGAAGCACUGUUUUUACAAUGAGACUGUGGGGUUCUUCUACAACAACAGCCGCAAAGAGCUGACCACGUACUGGAGGACGAAGGAUGUCCUGGUAGUUGCCCUGGGCCUGACAGUGAGUGUCAUUGUGCUCCUGACCAACCUGCUGGUCAUCACUGCUAUCAUCAUCAACCGGCGUUUCCACUACCCCAUCUACUACCUGCUGGGGAACUUGGCAGCUGCUGACCUCUUUGCUGGCAUCGCAUACAUGUUUCUCAUGUUCCACACGGGACCUAGGACAGCAGAGCUCUCCUUGAAGACCUGGUUCAUCCGUCAGAGCCUGCUGGACACCAGCUUGACAGCCUCUGUGGUGAACUUGCUGGCAAUCGCUGUAGAAAGGCACCAGACUGUUUUUACUAUGCAGUUACACAGCAAAAUGUCCAACCAGCGUGUGAUGAUCCUCAUCUUCUGUAUCUGGGUCACGGCUCUGCUCCUGGGGCUCAUCCCAUCCUACGGCUGGCACUGUCUCUGUGCCCUGGAGAAGUGCUCCAGCAUGGCACCACUCUACAGCAGGAGCUACCUGACCUUCUGGGCCAUCUCCAACCUGGUCAUCUUCCUCAUCAUGGUGGUUGUGUACACACACAUCUUCAUCUAUGUCAAAAGGAAGAUGACACGGAUGUCCAAGCACACUAGCUUCCACCCCCGCUACAAGGAGACCAUGAUCAGCCUUGUCAAGACGGUCACUAUUAUCCUAAGUGCUUUUGUUAUCUGCUGGACUCCAGGACAAGUUGUGCUCCUCCUGGAUGGCUUGGGCUGCAAGAGCUGCAAUGUUCUAGCGGUGGAGAAAUACGUCCUUUUGCUGGCAGAGAUCAAUUCGUUGAUAAACGCUAUUGUCUACUCUUACAGGGACAACGAGAUGCGUAGCACCUUCCGGAGGAUCCUCUGCUUUGUGUGUUAUAGGAAUUCCAAAUACACCCCCACGGUGGUGAAGCUAAACACCACAGACCGCAGAACACUUUCUCAGAACGGGCACUUUACUGUGGAUUCCUCUAUUUAGCUCUUGAUCAGAGACAAGCAUGGUGCUGAACAGCAGCUGCUUUCUGAGCAAAAGAGCGGAGGCUAAGAGCGACCUGCUUCUAAAGCAGUAGAGACUUCUUUUAUGUGCUCAAGCAUAAAUAUUUCUAUAGAAACUUGUCAUCGAUAAAGGACAAGGUGCUUUUAAGGAACUGCUGGAUGGUGCGUUAUUUAGGACAAACAUACUUUGAGUAGUAUUCUUAUUAAAGACUGCUAUUUCUAAUGCAAAGUUGAUUUAAUUUAGCAGCAUCUAGAAGUAUGCUAUGUGCAACAAGAAUCUCGUGUGAUCUCUCAGUGAGCAAAGUAUUUUCUUGGUACUUCAGUAUUACUGCCUUCAGAAAUAGUCAUUCCAGUGGUAGCGUACUCCAAAGAGCCAAAGCUCUUCAGCUUUAUGUGUUGCUUCCUAAACAGAGCUGCUUAGUGUUUCCCCAGAGAGUCUUAUUCAGGUUGUGUUCCACCUGCUUCAGAAAUGAUAUUCUUCUUAAGGCCUCUUCCGAGAGGAAUCUGUUUGAAUUGUUUCCUGAGAAGCAGAUUCCUGCUUUCCUAAGUGUCCAUUACUGAAUUUCAAAGUAUUCUGGGCUUUUGGAGGAUGUCUUAGGAGCACCUAAUUCUUUCCUAAAAUGGAGAGUGGUGCUGUAACUCACUGCAGUUGUGUUUGUGUUCUGCUAAGUGAUACCAUGUGGUAUUCACAAGUUCAUUGCCUAUUCAUAAAUGUGGAGUGAGUCAUGUUCCCAUUAAACCAUCUUUCUACUCACUGAAGGCCCUUUGGGACAGGUUUAGGUUGGAUUCCAAGGCAGUCAGCAUUUUUGCCUUAGGUUUUAAUGUGCAGUUUGUACCUUAAUACUCAACUGCCCAAAUAAUGUGUUAAUAGUCUGUUCAAAUGUAGUCUUUCUCUCAGCAAACCACCAUAAGAAAUUAGCAAUAUUAAUUAAUAUUAGUGCACGUAGGAUCUAGUUUUCUGAAUAAGUCCAUUGGCUGCAUCUGACAUGCAAUGUAAACUGUCACUCUUGAUUGUGAGGCCAGACUGGAGGGCAGAGGCUCUGCUGGCGGAAGAAUAUUCAUGGCUGAGAAACUGUAAACACUUCUCCAGGUUUCCUUCACACUAUUAAACUUUAACAGUGUGAAUGUGCCUGUGACAGUCCAAAAUGGAGAGUUAGUUGUUCACCAUGGGCUUCUGUGAGAGCAGGGAGAGGCUAACAGAAGGCAGGUUUUGGAAUAUUGUCUAAAUUUAUAAUUUUGUUGUUUGUUUUUUUUUUUUUUUUAAAUAUCCCUGUUCUGUCAGAUGAUCAGCUUCCUGACUGAUCACCUCAGUUGGCUUUGCAGAGGAGACAACUUACUGGAGGCAUUGUUACUCAGAUGUGUGUAUGGACUUUUUCUUGCAGAACAUGGUCAGGAAGUGACAGUGUUAAGGUGACAGUCUCCUGGAUUGACUAAACAGUCUUGGAAUAUGGUUCCCAUCUCCGUGUCCCAGAGACUUUUUGAAUAAAUAUUUUUGUCCUGGGUUUUAGAAAAGACUUGGAAUUUUUCCCCUGUGUCCCCACUCUGAAGCCCUGGGAAAAGUAACAUCCUCCAGUUGUGUGAUGUGAUGCUGGAAGGGAGGGAUACUGGCCUGUGUGCUUGCAUCCAUUGUGACUUGCUGCGCCGUGGCCGUGCUACUGAUCUGCCUUCUAGGUAGGUUGCCUUUGAGAGCAUUUUGCAGGACUGUGCAUGUGUGGCUGGAGGGGUUACAGCCUCCACAAAGAGUGUGGAGAGAACUGGAGGAAGUAAUUUUCAGCCAGCCAUCUGCAGCCAGAGCAGGGAGUAAGGCCACAGCCUUGGUCCAUUGCUUGCAAACACCAGACUUGGCUGGUUUGGGGAAAUUUCACACUGUUAAAGCAUACCAGGUGGUAGGACUAAGAGAAGGUGUAAUUUUAUUUUUAUUGCCAAAGAUGACUUCUAGUUACUUUUACUUUCCCUGGCAAAUACUGUUAUUGGGGUACAGGUACACACUGCAGUGGAAGCAGGUGGUGAAUUAGCAGUAGCUGGAAGGAAGAUAGUAAUAGCGAACACCUGGAAAGCUGUUACUGGGAGGACCGAACAAACUUAGACCUUUUCUUUCUGCUUUCCUGAACAUCCCUAAAGCAGGAAGUGCACGAAUCCUACUUCAUGCAAAGCUAAUUUUACAAUUAAAUACAUGCCAAGCUCUGCCUUUCUUUUAUUAACAAAGGGGGAAGGAGAAAAUAUGAAAGUUCAUAUUGUCUCAGUGUGGGAUUAAUACCA